This is a messenger RNA of Amblyraja radiata (thorny skate), 641 nucleotides long. RefSeq names its product nectin-3-like. The transcript has 3 exons. Gene Ontology annotation, cellular component: adherens junction. The coding region runs from base 120 to 641 and encodes 173 amino acids. Gene Ontology annotation, biological process: heterophilic cell-cell adhesion; homophilic cell-cell adhesion. The record is from RefSeq and is a predicted model, not a curated record. Lineage: Eukaryota; Metazoa; Chordata; Chondrichthyes; Rajiformes; Rajidae.
AAACUCAAUUUAACCGCAUGGUUCAUUUCCUGUACCUGUGUAACCUCUGUAACUGUUUCCUGUGCUGUGCCGGCAGUCUAGAGUAGUGAGCUAAAGUUGAGGAUCUCAGUUGAGAGACAAUGGCUAAACUGACAAAACGGAACCAUCCACCAUUCUGUUUUUUUGCCUUCAUAAACCUAGUCCAAGCUAUGCAUGGACUCAGAAUAGAGUAUGAUGCAGAGGUGGCUGCAUCACCCGGUGAGAAUGUCACUUUAAAAUGCAUUCUAUCAGGACAAGAGAACUCUUCAGUUGUCCAAAUCCAAUGGGGAAAAGAAACCAAUAAUGGCCCACAAAUUAUGUUAAUUGCAAAUAAAGUUUAUGGCAUCCAUUCCUUUCUGGACUCCAUUAACUUUGAAUCCCACUCACCAACCGAUGGAAUGGCAAGUAUUUCUGUCAUGAACGUACAAGUGUCUGCCUCUGGAACGUACACGUGCUCAGUCGUCACCUUUCCAGAUGGAAGUUUCAAGGCAUCAAUCGUUCUCACUGUUGCCAAAAAAGUUCAACCAACAACUCCACAAAUCUAUGAGGAAUUAACUUAUUUUACUUCAAAUAAACUACAACUGGCAAGUAUUUUACUUUUUACCAUCAAUAAAAUAAUGUGA